AUGAUAGAGCAGCUUCUUUCCUCUGCUCAGCGAUCAAAUUCAAGACUCGGGGCUCGCGUCCCCCCGAGGCAAGGGAAUUUCGAGGACGUGCGCGACAUCUCGCACUCGGGUCGCGCGCGACGCAUAUCUAAGGCAAGCCCAAGACGCGGCGGCGGCGGCCUUACCUGGCCAGAGGCGUCGACGUCGGAAGGCGGCGGCGAGGGAAAACGAGGCGGAGGCGGCGUGUUCGGCUGGCUGAGCUGGCUCGCACGGAACCGUGGUCCCUCCACCACUGGGUCAAAGUUAUAUAGCGCGACGCAGCCGCGCCGCCACCGCGCCGCGCCGCGCCGCUCGCACCUGCCGCGCCGCUCGCCCCGUCGCCGCCGACCAAUGACGGGCCCACCGGCGCCCGCGCCCACGCCCCGCGGCUCCUCCCGCCCUCCAACGCCCUACGCCCGCCACGCGCCAAGUCCGGCCGCCCACCGGCGCCCCGCGAAGCGGCGCCUCGCGAGGGGCUCCGGCCGGUCCCCCGCAACCGGCUCGAAGGCAAAGUCGAUGGGAAACUGGUUUAAAGUCGGACGCCUAUUGUUGGAACAAGAGGAAGCAAGUCCGGGACUCGCUCGCCGCGCGCGACGCUACACACUGCCGGCGGCGCUGGUCGACGGGGCAGCCGUCGGCAUCCAUCCGACUUCCGAGCGAUUAGAUUGCGAACAGACACAGUUUGGCUGGCCUGGCGCUGCGCGCCCGCCACGGCCAGUAUCUCUGGCCGCGCGCGCGCCAACGCCAGUGCGCUUGCACGCGGAUCCGCACGUGCCGCUGUCACCGCGCCUCGACUCGCCGCGCCGCCUCGCCCACCUCUCGCCCCGCCCGCGCCCCCGGCGCUCCAUGCUGCACUAUGACUGCCGAGCCUUGUCCCAGUUCUCAUACCUGGUAGACAACCUGAAUGGUUCUCGCCAGUAG
Gryllus bimaculatus (two-spotted cricket) is the source of this 939-nucleotide messenger RNA. The record is from the annotation of a GenBank genome assembly. Lineage: Eukaryota; Metazoa; Arthropoda; Insecta; Orthoptera; Gryllidae.